This is a messenger RNA of Closterium sp. Naga37s-1, 1530 nucleotides long. Lineage: Eukaryota; Viridiplantae; Streptophyta; Zygnematophyceae; Desmidiales; Closteriaceae. The record is from the annotation of a GenBank genome assembly.
AUGGAGAUCUCUUCUGACUCCUCUGGCCCAGCUGAGGGGGGUGACCUCGCUGCCGACGACACGGCGGCCACUCGCCGCUCUCCAUGCUUGGAGACCCCCCCUGGUUUUCCGCCUCGACCGUCGUCGCCGCCUCCGCAACCUGCUGCUGUGGACUCUGGAGCUGAGACUGCUGGUGCUAAGACUGGGGGUGCUGAGGCAGAGGGUGAGGGUUCUGGGGGUGCUGCGACUGGGGGUGCUGGUUCUGGGGGUGCUGAGACUGGGGGUGCUGACUCUGGGGGUGCUGCGAGUCCUGGCGGCGAUGGAGGGUCCAGUCCUGCUGGUGCUGGAGCUACUAGUCCUGGAGGUGCUGGAGGUACUGCUGGAGGUACUAGAGGUGCUGCUGGUGCUGGAGGUACUGGAGCUACUGGUGCUGUAGGUGCUGGAGCUGCUGGUGCUGGAGGUGCUGGAGGUGCUGGAGGUACUGCUGGUGCUGGAGGUACUAGAGGUGUUACUAGUGCUGGAGGUACUGGAGCUACUAGUCCUACUGGUCAUAGAGGUGCUGGAGGUGCUGGAGGUACUACUGGUGCUGGAGGUACUGGAGCUGCUGGUGCUGGAGGUGCUGGAGGUGCUGCUAGUACUGGAGGUGUUGGAGCUACCACUGCUGGAGGUACUGGAGCUGCUAGUGUUGGAGGUCCUACUGGUACUGAAGGUACUGGACCUGCUGGUGCGCUUAGCCAGCUUCUCGCCCUUCCACCAGCUCCUACUGAGUUCCCAGUCGCUGGUACUACUCCUCCGUUAAUGUUCCCACAGCUCCUGCCUCACUCCCCACUGCCUGCUCCUGCUCCUUACACUGCUGUGACAGAGUCCCUGACUGAGCAUCGAGAGCCUGAGACUCGUGCUUCCACUCCUGAGCGUCGAGAGCCCGAGACUAGAGCUUCUGUCCAUACUUGUGUUCCUCGUGUUCGUCGUUCUUGUGCUCCGGCUGUCCCAGGCACUCAUGAUAUGACACUCCGUCCUUCCUCUGUUCCACUGUGUGUUGUCCUGCCUUCACCUCCUGAGUCUUCUCUUCUCGCUGGUGCUGACCCUCCGUCUGACCUUGCUCGUGCGUCCAGUCCGACUGUUACUCGCUUUCUUGCUAUGGUCGUGACGGACUCUACGCUCUCGUCUCCUGCUGCGUCUGCCUUCGUCGCUGAGCUAGUUGACUUUGCUGCUGCGUACCGCCUAGACUACCGUGUGGGUCUCGUUUCUGACCCUGACCCUGCCUGUCCUCCGUCCGUCGAGGGUGAGGUUGCCCUUGGCUGUGACGUUCAUGAGGACAGGCAGGAGGAGCUGGAGUGUCUUGCGGCCGCUGCACCUCAUCUCGCGACCAUGCUGCUUGCCCCCGAGGGAGACCCGGAUGCACUUGACAUCCCCACCCCGCGCUCUUACAGAGAGACGAUCUCGGGUGAGUACUCCUCUCAGUGGCAGACAGCCAUGGACGCAGAGAUGGCUUCCUGGAAGUCCACAGGCACCUACGUCGACGAUGUUCCCCUGUCAGAGGUCCACUGGUGA